CUGUUUCUGGUCGACCCCCGAGGCUAUGACAGCCUCGCAGCUCACGUCCAGGCUCUCUAAUAUCAGCUUCAGUACCUCUUGUCCGCCCAGAGAGUACUACCGGGACUUGUAUUUCCACAAUCAUCAGGAGCCGCAUUGCCGAAUUGCACUAGCAUGGCGACAGCUUCGAUAUCCGCGUCCAAGGCCGCCGUGACUGUGCAGCUCUCGCUCGGGAACAGCGUCGGCAAGACCGAGCAGCGGCGAUGCAGCAGCUCUCUCAAGACUCUACCCCUCUCGGCAGGACAGGCUUCUGAAUUCGGAGCGUCUGGAUCCCUAUGCAGUAAGAACGAACUUGCCAGCACCAUCUCCGCAGUCAGGAGCGCCAUCCCCAGACAGGGAGGAGCGUUCAAGAUCAUGGCCUUGGCACAGAAGGCAGAGUACAUCUGGAUGGAUGGACAGGAGGGUCAGAAAGGGAUCCGCUUCAACGAAAUGCGAUCCAAGACCAAGGUGAUCCAGGAGCCCAUCAAGGCCGGAUCUUUGGACUUCCCCAAGUGGUCAUUCGACGGUUCCAGCACUGGGCAAGCAGAGGGGCGAUUCUCCGACUGUAUCCUGAACCCCGUGUUUAGCUGCCUUGACCCCAUCCGCGGGGACAACCACGUGCUGGUUCUGUGUGAGGUGUUGAACCCCGACAGCACACCCCAUGAAACCAACACCCGGCGCAAGAUCGAGGAAUUGUUGACCCCGGAUGUGCUGGCAGAGGAGACACUGUUCGGAUUUGAGCAGGAGUAUACGAUGUUCAACAAGGCCGGAAAGGUAUACGGGUGGCCAGAAGGAGGUUUCCCACACCCACAGGGCCCCUUCUACUGUGGAGUGGGUCUGGAGGCGGUUUACGGGCGACCUCUGGUGGAGGCGCACAUGGAUGCGUGCAUCAAGGCUGGGCUGAAGAUCAGUGGUAUCAAUGCCGAGGUCAUGCCGGGACAGUGGGAGUUCCAGAUCGGCCCCGCUGGACCUUUGGAAGUGGGUGACCACGUCAUGAUCGCACGUUGGUUGCUUCACCGCUUGGGUGAGGACUUCGGCAUUACUUGCACGUUCGAGCCCAAGCCCAUGGAAGGUGACUGGAAUGGUGCUGGAGCUCACACCAACUACUCGACGAAGUCAAUGAGGGUGGACGGCGGUAUCAAGGCCAUCCACGCCGCCAUUGAGAAGUUGUCCAAGAAGCACGUGGAGCACAUCUCCUCAUACGGGUUGGGCAAUGAGCGUCGUCUGACUGGAAAGCACGAGACUGCCAACAUCAACACUUUCAAAUCGGGGGUCGCAGACAGAGGUGCAUCGAUCCGUAUCCCUCUUGGAGUGUCUCUUGACGGCAAGGGUUAUUUGGAGGAUCGCAGACCCGCGGCGAAUGUGGACCCUUACGUGGUGGCACGCAUGCUGAUCCAGACGACUUUGAAGAACUAGGGUGUAGAUAGGAUUUGGGCGAUUAUUGUAUGGAAGCGGGGAUCCAUUUUUGCACCUUUGCGGGGGCUUAGAGUAGGAGGCCUGCACUUGGUGUGGACUGUAGUGAAGAUGUGCAGCACGGGUGUGGACAAGUAGUGAGGCUAGUGCUAGCGCGAGUGCCCUGGAGGCGUGUGCUUGAAGUACGUCUGUUGUCAGGACAUGAUCCACCUCAGAGCCAACUGUGUAUUGUAUGUAUCUUUGUGCAUCGAUGGGAUAUACGUGGGUUAAGUA
Molecule: messenger RNA, 1704 nt
Organism: Physcomitrium patens
Lineage: Eukaryota; Viridiplantae; Streptophyta; Bryopsida; Funariales; Funariaceae
Product: glutamine synthetase, chloroplastic
Cellular component (GO): cytoplasm
Molecular function (GO): glutamine synthetase activity
Source: RefSeq, a predicted model, not a curated record